AUGUCGCAAAUCUCGGAAUUCCGUAAGAAGAAGUUGCUGUACGUAUUCAAUGUAUUCUUCGAUGUCAACCAAAGCGGCGAAAUCGACCGUAAGGAUUUUGAAUUAGCAAUUGAGAAAAUCUGUGAACUUCGCGGGUGGCCCACAGGUAACCCGAAGAAUGUAGAAACGCACGAUAGCAUGUUCAAGAUCUGGGAAGGCUUGCGCUCCAAGGCGGAUAAAGAUAACGAUGGACAGGUGUCAGUUGACGAGUGGUGCAUCAUGUGGGAUGCUUAUGCUAAGGAUCCAAGCAGUGUCAUGGAUUGGCAAUUGAGAUAUAUGAAUUUCAUGUUUGAUCUUGAAGAUGCCUCACACGACGGAACAAUCGAUGGUGAUGAAUUCUCGAUUGUGUGCUCCAGCUACGGCGUUGAUAAAAACGAGUGCCAGGAGGCAUUCAAAAAGAUGUCAAAGGGCGAAGUAGAAGUAAACCGAGAACAAUUCGCUGAAUUAUGGCGUGAAUACUUUUCAUCAGAUGAUCCAGCCUCACCCGGUAACUUCAUAUUUGGCAAAACAUCUUUUUAA
This is a messenger RNA of Anopheles marshallii, 558 nucleotides long. RefSeq names its product calexcitin-1 (gene Scp2). The transcript has 6 exons. Bases 1 to 558 code for a protein of 185 amino acids. Gene Ontology annotation, molecular function: calcium ion binding. NCBI's taxonomy places the organism in Eukaryota, Metazoa, Arthropoda, Insecta, Diptera, Culicidae. The record is from RefSeq and is a predicted model, not a curated record.